GUGCGCAAGGCGACAGACUGCCCAGAGGUUGAAGCGAAACCGCUCCCUCGCCUUUCCCCUGAGGAACAAUGGCAGGCAGUCCUGCCACAAUUGCAGGUGGCGGAGAACCUUAACCCGGAGCAACGGGCACAGCUCUUAGCGGUCCUCGCGCGACACCCCCAUGCUUUCUCCAAAGAUCCGUCGGAUUUGGGGUUGGUUAAGGGGUAUACGCACAGGAUUGACACGGGAGAGAUCAAGCCCAUUCGGGAAGGUCCCCGCAAUCAAAGCCCUUUUGAAAAGGACGAGAUUGACCGGCAAAUGAAGCCUAUGGAAGACUACAAUGUGGUUCGCAGGUCAAGCAGCCCUUACGCAGCGGCUAUUGUGCUCGCGCGAAGAAAAGGGGGGAAGUGGCGCUUCUGCGUCGAUUACAGGAAAAUCAAUCUGGCGACAGUUCCCAACCGAUAUCCCUUGCCGCGCAUCGACUCAAUCUUCGCAAAGUUGGGUCGCGCGACGUACUUCACCUCGCUGGACGCGCAGGCGGGAUACUGGCAGAUUCGGUUACACCCCGACGACAUCCAGAAGACUGCUUUCCUCACGCACAGGGGGCUGUUCGAGUUUCUGCGCAUGCCUUUUGGACUGACAGGAGCUCCGGGCACGUACCAGAUGGUCAUGGACCAAACUUUGCAGGAGGAGAUCAGCGGGCCCAAACCCUGCGUAACGUAG
Molecule: messenger RNA, 702 nt
Organism: Klebsormidium nitens
Lineage: Eukaryota; Viridiplantae; Streptophyta; Klebsormidiophyceae; Klebsormidiales; Klebsormidiaceae
Source: the annotation of a GenBank genome assembly